AUGUCGUGUCUCCAGACACCCAAACUCUCCAACCCACAACCACGGGCCAUGCCCGAACCCGCAGUCGCCGCACCGCCCUCCAGCGUCAUCUUCUCGUCCGACGACAAGUCCGUCGUCCUGAUUGACAUCCCGCGCUCGCUCGAGGAGGCGCAGGUCCCACCUGGCCACGGCCCGUCGCGCCGCAUCUACUCGGGCCCUCCGCCAUCGGCGCCGCUCCCGACUCCGGAGCCCAAACCUCGGAGGCAUGGCCCGGGUGGACUCGGACGCGGCGCCGGCGCGGCGCAUGCCCCAUCGGAGCAGUCGCUCGCCGCGCAGCUCGCUGAUCUCAUGACCGCUGCUGCCGUGGAGCGCGCUUUGCAGUUGAUCCGCGAGCAUCACCAGGGACCCUUCUAUCUGCCCCGUGUGGCCGGCCCGGCGGGAGAGACCGCUCGGGAGAAGGACUCAGCUGAUGUCCAACCUGCAGUCGCUUCAUCACCUACUACAUUCAUGCCGCCAGACGCCAGGCACAUCCAUGGCACCAUCCAGGAAACGCGCCAGGUGCUCCUUGACUCGGCACCGCAGUUCAAGCUCAUCGUCCUCGACCCGCCGUGGCCCAACCGCUCCGCCCGCCGCCGCCGGCAAGGCGAUCGGUACGCCACGGCCACAACCAUGCCUCAGGUGCAGGACCUCCUCGCCACCGUGCCCGUCCCGGCGCACCUCGCUCAGGACGGACUCGUCGCCGUGUGGAUCACAAACAAGGCACGCGCCGCAGAGCUCCUCACCGCGCCCACGACGGGGCUCUUCGCCGCGUGGGGGCUCGAGCUCGCCGCUGAGUGGACCUGGCUCAAGGUCGCCGCGUCGGGCAAGCCGCUGUACGACGUCGAGUCGCAGUGGAGGAAGCCCUGGGAGCGGCUCCUCAUCGCGAAGCGGCGCGGGGCGAAGACUCCGCCGGGCCUGGCACCCAAGGUCCUUGUCGCGUGCCCGGACGUGCACUCGAGGAAGCCCACUCUGCGUGGUCUGUUCGAGGGCGUGCUGGGGCGAGGGUACGUCGGGCUGGAAGUGUUUGCGCGGAACUUGACGGCCGGGUGGUGGAGCUGGGGAGACCAGGUGUUGCAGUUCCAGGAUGCCUCGUAUUGGGAGCCACUCGCGGGGCAAGAAGAAAAGAAGGAGGCGUGA
Purpureocillium lilacinum is the source of this 1155-nucleotide messenger RNA. RefSeq lists its product as uncharacterized. Gene Ontology annotation, cellular component: nucleus. Gene Ontology annotation, biological process: methylation. The record is from RefSeq and is a predicted model, not a curated record. Lineage: Eukaryota; Fungi; Ascomycota; Sordariomycetes; Hypocreales; Ophiocordycipitaceae. Gene Ontology annotation, molecular function: nucleic acid binding; methyltransferase activity.